AUGCAAGCCACGCAGCCAGCCCGCCCCGGUCCAGGCGGUGUAUUAGGACCCAACUACGUACCCACAGCACGUGAACAAGAGGUUUUGAGCAAUUGCAAGCGCGCCAGCCUCACUCGCGGUGUGGUCGGUGCUGGCUUGGGCGCCGCACUGGCUCAUGUCGUCAUGAUGCGCCGCCAGCCUCGUCCAACCAAUCUGACCCUCGCAGCCUGGUAUACGGGCCUCGGGGCUUUUGGCUUUUACGCUGGAGUUGCAAGCUACCAGACACAGUGCAUCCGCCAAAUCCUUGAGCUGUCCGACUCUCCCAUGGCUGAUGAGUUGCGUGCCUUUAUGAAUGCUGCCGAGCACGCUCCAGGACGCCACGCCUCACCAGGCGCUACCAGCACACCAGCCCCUACAUACUCAACCAUGCCGCAAUCCGGCUACGGUUCUGCCUCCCAGCAGCUGGAACGAGAGCAACCAGCCCAGGCUGCGCCACCCGCACGCUACCAAUACCCCUACCGUCAACAGCAGCAGCAACAACAGCAACCCGUGCCCCCGCAACCUACUGAGACCCUGUACAGUGACGAAAAUGACUGGGCUGAACGGGCCCCACAAGCCCACGCCGUCGUUUCGAACAACACGACCAAUGGAGCGCCCGCCGCGCCUGCCUCACCCUACACCGCGCUUCGGGAACAACAGCGUAGUCAAUGGGCCACGCCCGCCUCUGCUUCACAGCCUUCACAGCAACCCAACCCCUAUGCACGGGCGCCACCACCAGCAGCAUCACCAUAUCACCAACCACAGCACCCUGAGCAGUCGCAACCCGACCAGUAUUGGGGCGGUGCUCAAUCGCCUGCACAGCCGCCGGCCUCCAACUAUGGAGAUCUCCACCAAGACCCCAGUCAACCACGGCCAACGUCUCCCUUGGACCGUCAACGCCUGACGCCGCGCUUCACCAAGUAUGGCGAUCCCAUUGAUGAGUAG
Messenger RNA from Monosiga brevicollis MX1, 963 nucleotides. RefSeq lists its product as uncharacterized. The record is from RefSeq and is a predicted model, not a curated record. Bases 1 to 963 code for a protein of 320 amino acids. The transcript has 2 exons. Lineage: Eukaryota; Choanoflagellata; Craspedida; Salpingoecidae. Gene Ontology annotation, cellular component: endosome.